AUGCCCGCGCUCGGCGUCGUCCGCCACGACUGGACGACCGCGCAGGUGGAAGCGCUGUACCGCCGCCCGCUGCUCGACCUCGUCUUCGACGCCGCCUCCGUGCAUCGCGCGCAUCACGACCCGCGGCAGGUGCAGCAGUGCACGCUCCUGUCCAUCAAGACGGGCGGGUGCCCGGAGACGUGCAACUACUGCGCGCAGUCGUCGUCGUGGAAGGAGACCACGGAGCUCAAGGCGGAGCGGCUGAUGGCGAUGGACGACGUGCUGAACGCCGCGCGGCGAGCGAAGGAGGCGGGCAGCACGCGAUUCUGCAUGGGCACCGCGUGGCGAGGGCGCGUGGGCAAAGGGCAGUUCCAACGCGUGCUAGACAUGACGUCCAAGGUGCGGGACAUGGGCAUGGAGGUGUGCGCGACGUUGGGGAUGCUGGACGGCGCGCAGGCGAAGGCGUUGCGGGAGGCUGGGCUGACGGCGUACAACCACAACCUGGACACGUCGCCGGAAUUUUACCCCAAGGUGACUUCGUCGAGAAACUACGAAGACCGACUCAACACCAUCGCGGCUGUUCGCGACGCCGGCAUCUCCGUGUGCUGCGGCGGCAUCCUCGGCUUAGGCGCGCUCUAUACACUGGCUGAGAGCGACCGCGCGUCGCUCCUCCGCGUCCUCGCGAACCUUCCGGAGCACCCCGAGUCGGUGCCCAUCAACGCGCUCGUGCCCGUGAAGGGCACGCCGCUGGAGGGGCUCACUCCGCCCGGCGGGUUGGAGAUGGUGCGCACACUGGUGCGCGCCAUCGCCGUCGCGCGGCUCGUCAUGCCGCGCACGGUGGUCCGCCUCAGCGCGGGGCGAAUCACGAUGGAUCGAGCCACGCAGGCGAUGUGCUUCCUCGCCGGCGCCAACUCCGUGUUCACCGGCGAUACGCUGCUGACGACGCCGAACAACGAGAAGUCCGAGGACGACGCGCUCAUGGCCGAGCUCGGCCUCGUCGGCAGGUGA
Molecule: messenger RNA, 987 nt
Organism: Micromonas pusilla CCMP1545
Lineage: Eukaryota; Viridiplantae; Chlorophyta; Mamiellophyceae; Mamiellales; Mamiellaceae
Exons: 4
Coding region: 1-987 (328 amino acids)
Biological process (GO): biotin biosynthetic process
Cellular component (GO): mitochondrion
Molecular function (GO): biotin synthase activity; 2 iron, 2 sulfur cluster binding
Source: RefSeq, a predicted model, not a curated record